AUGCUCGCGACGUCCACCGCGCGCGCGUCCGCGGUCUCCGUCGCCCGACGCGACGGCGCCCGCGCGGGGCGAUCGACGGCGACGGCGACGGCGACGCGCUCGUUAUCCGCUCGCGGUGGACGAAGGACGACGACGACGAACGACGUCGCGCGCGAGCGUCGCCCGAGGUCGCUCGUGGUGAAGAACGCGAGUGCGCCCUCGCGUGGGUCCAGGACGACCGCGCGAGCGACGAGCGGGACGGUGGCGACGCCGGAGGGCGACGAAGGGACGGGCGGAAACGCGGGUCUGGUCGCGCGCGUCCGAGCGAUCGCCUUCUUCGUCACCUCGUUCACGCUCGCGGUGCCGCUCAUCAUGAUCAUGGCGAUCAUAUUCCCGUUUCAGUACGCGUUCGAUCGAACGCGAAGGCGGGCGCUGAGUUUCUUCAACGACGUCUGGGCGACGGUGUCCACUGGGUUGUUCUUUCCGAUUGAAGUCGUCGGACGGGAGAAUUUGCCGAGCGCGACGACGGCGGCGGUGUACGUCGCGAAUCACGCGUCGUUCAUGGAUAUUUAUUCCAUGUUUCACCUGCGACGCCCGUUCAAGUUUGUGUCCAAGACGAGCAACUUUUUGAUCCCCGUCGUCGGGUGGUCGAUGUAUCUCACGGGACACAUCCCUCUGAAGCGCAUGGAGCGUCGAUCGCAAUUGGAAGUUUUGAAGACGUGCCGCGAGAUGCUCGCCGACGGUGGUUCGGUUCUUUUCUUCCCGGAAGGGACGAGAAGCGCCGAUGGGAAGAUGCAGGCGUUCAAGAAGGGAGCGUUUAGCGUCGCGGCUAAGGAAAAUGUCCCAGUGGUGCCCGUCACCAUCGUCGGAGCGCACGAGGCCAUGGCGAGCGGUAAGGAGUACGCGCUCAACGCGGGUGGGAUCAAGGUGAUCGUGCACCCACCGAUUCAAUCCACCGACGCCGACGAUCUCUGCAAGCGUUCCGAGGCUAUCAUUAAGGAGAGCCUCGUGAACAACUCGUGA
Ostreococcus tauri is the source of this 1002-nucleotide messenger RNA. Its product is annotated as 1-acyl-sn-glycerol-3-phosphate acyltransferase. Gene Ontology annotation, molecular function: 1-acylglycerol-3-phosphate O-acyltransferase activity. Gene Ontology annotation, biological process: phosphatidic acid biosynthetic process. Bases 1 to 1002 code for a protein of 333 amino acids. Gene Ontology annotation, cellular component: membrane. The transcript has a single exon. NCBI's taxonomy places the organism in Eukaryota, Viridiplantae, Chlorophyta, Mamiellophyceae, Mamiellales, Bathycoccaceae. The record is from RefSeq and is a predicted model, not a curated record.